CUAUAUUCGUUCCACAAACUUCCAAUUAUGGUUAGUUAUCAAAAACGGGGAAGAUGUGCCGAUGAAGAAAGUCGGAGACAAGUUCCUCCCCAAGAUCAAAGACGAAUUUGAUGCCGAAGACAUCAAGAAAGUAGAGAACUACGCAAAAGCGAUUAACAUGCUCUACUGCGCGGUCAACCCCGAUGACUACCGCAAGAUCUCCUGCUGCUCAACCACCAAGGAGAUGUGGGAUAAGCUCGAGGUGACGUACGAAGGAACGGACCAAGUACGUGAAGCCAAGAUCGACUUCCUCACCCAAGAGUAUGAGAUGUUCAGGAUGAAGGAGCACGAGAAGAUCGACGAUAUGUUCGACCGUUUUUCCAAGAUAGUCAACGAUCUUCAUGCAUUAAAGAAGACGUACACCGGCAGGGAUCUUGUGCGAAAGAUCCUACGGAGCUUGACAUCCGAAUGGCGAUCCAAGGUCGAUGCCAUCUAUGAAUCAAUCGGCACAUCAAAUGUCACCAUCGACGGUCUAAGAGGUAAUCUAAAAACCUAUGAAUCUACUAUUCUUAACCCGUCUUUGAAUGACCAAAGGAAAGGGAUAGCAUUAAAAGCCGUCAAAGAAUCAACGAUGGAUGAUUCAAGCGACGAUGAUGAAGUCAAGCUUGUCAUGAAGAAGUUU
This is a messenger RNA of Cuscuta campestris, 661 nucleotides long. The record is from the annotation of a GenBank genome assembly. Lineage: Eukaryota; Viridiplantae; Streptophyta; Magnoliopsida; Solanales; Convolvulaceae.